UGAAAAGCCUUACAGUAAAUCUAAAUAUUUCUGCGAUCCGGAUGAAAAGAAACUGGAUACAAGCGUAAAACAAAAAGAUAAGCUAGCACAGGAAUUAGUGGCUGUAAGAUCAGAUUUAGCUGACAUUAGGAGAAGUUUGGCUGGUGCUCCAGAAACUGAAGCUCAGUCAAGCGCAGGAUGUUCUUCAUACUUAGAAUAUUCAUUGCCUAAACAUCUGCAGCCAGACAAAUUUUCUAAAGAAAAAAUGGAGUUUAAAACAAAGUUAGAUGAGAAAGCGAAAGAAGUUCAAGAGAAGCAAAAGAAUAUACUUGAAUUACAGGAUCAGGUCAGGGGGAAUCUCUGGCGUAUUUCUCAAGUAGAAUCUCAGGUAGAGGAGAAAACACGAAAAUUAGAAGCUUCGAAUAAGGAGAAGGACAUAUUUGAGAAAGAAUUGAUAAGUACAAGAUCAGAACUAGCUGGUAUUAAAAGGACGUUAGAAUUAGAGCGACAAGAGAGGAGAGAUUUAGAAACUCGAGCGCUUGGAUUAAUAAGAGAUGCUAAACGGAAAUGGGAAAAUGCAGAAAAAGACAAAAUUGCACAUUUAAAUAAGCAUAUUGAAGCACAAACUUCAAAAAUUACAGACUUAUGCACAAGUAAUAAUGAAAUGAGUUCACGUUUACAAAGGACAGAAGGUGAACUGCAAACUGCAAAUGCAGAAUUGGAUAAAUUGCGUGUAUUUCAAGCACAAUAUAAGGAAUCCUUGGCAAAAACGCGUGAAUUAAGUAGACAAAGUUUUCAAGGUGUAGAAAUUAAGUUAGAGGAGAUGGCUACACGCGCUCAUAAUCAAUUGAUACCCGAACCAGGUGAAGAAAUCGUUAUUUCUGGUAUUGCCGGUAGAUUUCCAGAAUCAAAAAAUGUGGAGGAGCUCAAAAACAAUUUGCUAAAUAAAGUAGAUAUGGUUACGGAUGACGAUCGUCGAUGGAAAUUAGAUCAUCCAGAUAUCCCUCAGCGUACAGGAAAGAUUAACGAUGUUGGCAAAUUCGAUGCACUGUUUUUUGGUGUUCACUUUAAACAGGCGCACACGAUGGAUCCGAUGUGCAGAAUCUUAUUAGAGCAUGCUUACGAAGCCAUCAUUGAUGCGGGAGUUAAUCCAAAGCAGUUACGUGGUUCACGAACUGGCGUUUUUGUGGGUGCAUGUUUUUCUGAAUCCGAGAAAACUUGGUUUUACGAAAAAUUACAGGUAAAUGGCUUUGGAAUUACCGGAUGCAGCAGAGCCAUGUUAGCGAAUAGAAUUUCCUACUGGCUAGGAGCGACUGGGCCAUCUUACACUUUAGAUUCCGCUUGUAGCUCGAGCUUAAUUGCGUUGGAACAUGCUUAUCGAUCUUUGCAAGACGGUCAAUGUGACGCUGCUCUUGUGGGUGGAUCAAAUCUGUGUCUUCAUCCCUAUGUAUCGCUACAAUUUUUUCGUCUUGGGGUUUUGUCGCCUGAUGGCCGCAGUAAAUCAUUUGAUUCCGACGCGAACGGCUAUGCUCGCAGCGAAACAAUCUCAGUUAUAUAUCUACAGAAAGCGAAGAAUGCGAAACGAAUUUACGCUACAGUAGUCUACGGUAAGACAAACUGUGAUGGUUACAAGGAACAGGGCAUCACGUUUCCGUCGAGCGCGAUGCAAGCCACAUUGCUGAAAGAAUGCUACAAGGAUUGCAAUCUAUCACCGAACGAUGUGUUCUAUAUGGAAUGUCAUGGUACUGGCACGAAAGUCGGCGAUCCUGAAGAACUUCACGCGAUUGAGAAAGUCUUCUUCGAGAAAGACAGACCUACUCCUUUACUGAUCGGUUCUGUUAAGUCAAAUAUGGGUCAUGCCGAGCCCGCUAGUGGCCUAUGUCAAGUUGCCAAGGUAAUAAUAGCAAUGGAAAGCGGAAUGAUUCCAUCUAAUUUGUAUUACAACCGACCACGAGAAGGCUUGAAAGCUCUUGAAGAUGGCAGGAUCAAAGUCGUCACCGAAUCAACAUCUUGGGAAGGUGGUUACGCGGGUAUUAAUUCUUUUGGUUUUGGAGGUGCCAAUUGUCAUAUCGUAUUGAAAUCUCAUCCGAAAAAGAAAAUUAACAAUGGCGCACCAUCUGAUGAUUUACCGAGACUCGUAACAGUAUCUGGACGUACAGAGGACUCCGUUAAAGUAUUCUUAGACGAUAUCGAAAGACAUCCGGUAGAUACUGAGUAUAUCCGUCUGCUGCAUGACAUUCAUUUUGAUGAUAUCCAAGGUCAUCUGUAUAGAGGAUACACGGUAAUUGGCUCUAAGGCGGACCAUUCCAUAAGGGAAGUAGAAAAUUACUUAGGAACUGCGAGACCAAUUUGGUUCGUGUUUUCCGGUAUGGGAUCACAGUGGCCUGGUAUGGGUAUCGAUUUGAUGAGAUUCCCUGUUUUUGCCAAAGCUAUUCAGAAAUGUGAUGCCGCCUUACGACCUCAUGGUGUAGAUAUUAUAAAUAUACUAACAAAUAAAGAUAAAACUAUUUUCGAUAAUAUUUUACAUUCAUUUGUGGGUAUCGCGGCAGUACAGAUUGGUCUAGUCGAUCUUCUCACAUCAAUGGGCAUUGUGCCGGAUAAUAUUAUUGGUCAUUCUGUCGGAGAACUUGGUUGUGCUUACGCAGACGGAUGUUUCACCGCCGAACAAAUGAUCUUGUCAUCAUACUCGAGGGGUUUAGCGUCUAUAGAAACUGAAGUAAUUUAUGGUUCGAUGGCGGCUGUAGGUCUUGGCUACGAGGACAUCAAAGAUAUAUGUCCACCUGACAUCGAAGUGGCUUGUCAUAAUGCUUCAGAUAGUAGUACUAUUAGUGGACCUGCUGAAUCUAUGAAAAAUUUUGUCGCCGAAUUACAGGCUAAGCAAAUCUUCGCGAAAGAAGUGCCGUGCAGCAACAUACCCUAUCACAGUCGUUAUAUUCAACCCGCCGGACCAAAACUUCUGGCUUAUAUGAACGAGAUAAUUCCUGAAGCGAAGCCACGCAGCAAAAAAUGGGUGAGCACCUCUAUACCACGCAACAAAUGGUCCACCACAGCUGCCAAGUUGUCAUCUGCCGAAUACCAUACAAACAAUCUUCUGAAUCCUGUAUUGUUCGAAGAAACAUCGCGUUUGAUCCCGAAGGAUGCGAUAACCAUUGAGAUCGCGCCCCACAGUCUUUUACAAGCCAUCCUGAGACGAUCCCUUGGUUCGGGGGUCACAAAUAUCGGGCUUACCCAACGCGGUCACAGAGACAAUGUCGACGUUUUUCUGCAAGGAAUCGGCAGGCUCUAUAACGCAGGACUGCAACCGGAUAUUGCGAAACUUUAUCCGCCUGUUGAGUAUCCAGUUAGUCGUGGUACUCCAAUGAUCGCACCUUCUAUCAGAUGGGAACACACUGACGACUGGUACGUAACAGCAUACAAAGUGCAAAAGAAGGUCACUUCCGGGGAGAGAACUGUUAUUGUGUGUACAUCAGAAGAGGACUAUGAAUAUAUGAUCGGUCAUGUUAUUGAUGGGAAGAAUUUGAUACCUCCCAUAGGAUACCUCGCUAUGGUUUGGGAAACUAUGGGUAUAUUACAUGGGGAAAUGUAUACAGAGAUAUCAGUCGUUUUCGAAGAUGUCAGCUUUGUGCGUGCUACCCAUAUUCCAAAAGAAGGCAGUAUUCAGUUAACAGUAAUGGUUCAAAAAGGUACUGGAAGAUUCGAAGUAUCGGAAGGUAACACUCCAGUUGUGACUGGAUUGAUUCGAGCCGUGAAGAAUCCAGCGCAAGAAAAGGUACCUGCUACUCUUUUACCAGAAGAAGAUGAUGAGGAAGAAAUAAUGAAUACUAAGGAUAUUUACAAAGAGCUAAGAUUACGAGGUUAUCAAUAUUCAGGCAUAUUCCGUUCCUUAAGAAGCGCAUCUCUGUCAGGGAAUAAGGGGCACAUUGCUUGGAUGGAUAAUUGGGUAACAUUCAUCGACAACAUGCUACAAAUAAUGAUUCUUGGAAUGGAUACGAGAGGUUUAUAUGUGCCUACGAAAAUACGCAAGAUCGUGAUUGAUAUUAAGUUUCACCAGCAAGAAGUUCAAAAUUUGGAUCCAGAAAACAGACAAUUUCCCGUACGCGUGUACAAAGAUUGGGAAACUAUAAUGUCAGGGGGAGUUGAAAUCCGUGGUGUUAAGGCUACGGCCAUACCUCGCCAGUUAAAAAACGACCCAGUUCUCGAAGAAUAUAAAUUCGUAGCUCAUCGCGAUAGAGCACAAAUAUCCUUGAAGGAGAUGAUUAGAUUGUCCACGCAGAUUGCACUCGAAUAUCAUCAAACUAUUCAUAUAAAAACCAUCGAGUUGAUCGACGAUUCCGAUAAGGUGACGAUGGAUGAAUUAGCAUCACCCAUGCUCACCGAGAUUUUAGGUGAAAUGCCUUUGGUUCAAGCGAAGGUGCAUCUGUCAGCCCCAUCUAAUCGUUUUGAUUAUUUGUUAUUCCCGAAUGUUAUCACUUCGGAUAUUAAUAAAAUAUCUAAAGAAGAUAAUCUUAUGCUUGCUAUUGGUAUCGGGCUGUUAUCGAGAAAUAAGAGCCUCCAAUUAGAAGAAAUUCUGUUGAAACUGAAAAACGGCGGUUUUGUAUUGACACGAGAAAAAUUCAAGCUCGAGAAUCUUUCAACACUUUCAAAGCACGGUUUAGAUGUGAUUCUAGAAAAGAAUAUUGGCGAAGAGACUGUCGUACUUUUAAAAAAGAAAGAGCAGUUGGUCAGCAAAACCGAAGUCAUCCAUGUUAACAACAAUCAAUUCACCUGGCUCAAGAAGUUGAAUUCAUUUAUGAAUAUUGAAAGCGAAACCAAUGAGAUGAGGAUAAUACUCGUCAGUGAGGCAGAAUUAGAAAGUGGCUUGCUAGGCUUCGUGAACUGUUUGAGAAAGGAACCAGGUGGAGAAAUGAUUAGAAGUGUAUUGAUACAAGAUACCGAAGCUCCUAAGUUUUCUCUACAAAACCGGUUUUAUUCGGAACAGCUUCAGUUAGAUCUGCCAAUCAAUGUAUUGAAACCGAAAAAAGUAUGGGGUUCUUACAGACAUCAACCGUUGUCAAGUCCACAGCCAAAGUUUGUUCGUCAUGCGUAUGCUUAUCAAAUGGCACUUAGUGACUUAAGCUCACUUCGUUGGAUCGAGGGCAGUAUACGUCCUGAUGCCAAUAAAAAAAAUCUAGUCCAUGUGGCGUACUCGGCUCUCAACUUUAAAGAUGUUAUGUUAGCCACAGGAAAACUCGUUUUGGAUACUAACAUAAUGCGUGAUCGAUUCGACGAGUACUCGAUCGGUUUAGAGUAUGCUGGUAUCGAUACCGCUGGUCGUCGCGUGAUGGGUCUUUGCAGUGGGAGAGGUAUAACAAACAUCAUUGAACCGGACGAAAACUUGUGCUGGUAUGUGCCUGACAAUUGGUCGUUGGAGGACGCGGCUACUGUGCCAUGCGUGUAUGCAACAUGCUAUUUGGCGCUCUAUCAUCGUGCCGAGAUGAAGAAAGGUGACAAGGUGCUCAUUCAUUCCGGUAGUGGUGGUAUCGGUCAGGCGGCGAUACAUCUAGCUCUUCACGAAGGCUGUGAGGUGUUCACUACUGUUGGAACACCUGAAAAACGCAAAUUUAUUCGCGAGAUGUUUCCAUCAAUUCCGGAUGACCAUAUUUACAACUCGCGCAACACAACCUUCGAGCAGAUAAUACUUCAAAAAACUAAUGGCGAUGGAGUGGACAUUGUUUUAAAUUCAUUAGCCGAGGAGAAGCUCCAAGCAUCGGUUCGUUGUCUGGCAGUAGGUGGUCGUUUCCUCGAAAUCGGCAAGUUUGAUCUCGCUACAAAUAAUCCCUUGGGAAUGAUGAUCUUCUUAAAAGAAGUCAGUUUCCAUGGGGUUUUGAUUGAUAAUUUGCUUUUCUCUGAACCGAAGGAUAAAAAGACAGAAGAAGAAAAGAAGGAGCUACGUAACUUGUUAAAUGAGGGCCUUAAAAAUGGAGCGAUUAAACCACUUGUUCGAAAAGUUUUUGAAAAGGACGAAUUGGAAACGGCCUUCAGACAUAUGACGACCGGAAAACAUAUAGGGAAGAUACUUUUGAAAAUUUCCGACGAGAAGAAGGUUAUUGAAAAGAAACCUAUUCUUGCUGAUGCACGAUAUUACUGCGACAGUAAUAAAACUUAUCUUAUUCUGGGUGGAUUGGGUGGUUUCGGAUUGGAAUUAGCCGACUGGUUGAUACUCCGAGGCGCCAAAAACUUAGUGUUAACAUCAAGAACGGGAAUAAAGAACGGUUAUCAACGUCUAAAAGUUGAGUUGUGGAAAUCUUAUGGCGUGAACGUGCUUAUCAUCACAGGAGUAGACGCUUCUAAUCGUAAGGAUUGUGAAUUUAUACUAAAUUCUGCAGAGAAACAGGGUCCGGUCGACGCGAUUUUCAAUCUUGCCGUGGUGCUGAAGGAUUACAUCUGCAAGAACCAAACGCCGGAAUCAUUUGAAGAAACUUUCAGAGCGAAAGCUCGGGCCACGAAGAUGCUGGAUGAGUUAUCUAGAAAAUUGUGCCCGCAACUUCAGCAGUUCGUAGUUUUCUCUUCGGCUUCUUGCGGGAGGGGAAAUGCUGGACAAACAAAUUACGGUAUGGCCAACUCUAUAAUGGAGAGAAUUUGUGAGCAUAGAGCAGCGAACGGUCUGCCGGGACUGGCUAUUCAAUGGGGCGCGAUAGGAGAAGUUGGUCUUCUCGCUGAUUGGCAGGAUAAUAACAAGGAUCUCGUCACUGGCGGUACUUUGCAACAAACGGUAUCUUCCUGUCUUGAAAAACUGGAGAACUUCUUGUUGCAGAACCAUCCAGUAGUAUCUUGCAUGGUAGUGGCAGAGAAACGUGGAAGUGCUUAUGAAGCUAUCGACAUUGUAGAGGUCGUGGCAAAUAUAAUGAAUAUAAAUGAUUCGAAGACUGUGGCUCAGUACAUAUCAUUAACCGAACUUGGCAUGAACUCAUUGAUGGCCGUAGAGAUUAAACGAAUACUAGAAUGUGAGUAUGAUAUCUUUCUCACCGCGCAAGACAUGCGCAAUCUAAACUUCGCCAAAUUGGUGGAGAUGCGUGAUAAGGAUUUGGAACGACAGAAAGCACAGAAUCAAGAGACCGACGAGCAAACAGUCGAGCUAACUGGUAUACAACUGUUGCUUCAAAUUUUGUACGACGAAAAUUUGCCUACUAAGGCCUGUUUGGAAUUACAAACUAAAAUGGAUCCGCGUAAAAUAAAAGUAUUUCUCUUGCCGAGUAUACAGGGUUGCGGACAGAUAUUUAAUCCACUAGCGUCAAAAAUCAGACCUUCCGCAGCGGCUUUGCAAUAUGGAAUAACGAAUACCAUGUCUAUACCAGAAUACGCCGAUCAUCUUUUACCAUAUGUCUUGCCAAAAGCGGAAGAGCAAAGAGGUUUCGCCAUAGUCGGCUAUUCGUAUGGUUCGUUAAUUGCCCUCGAAUUAGUGAAACGAUUAGAAAAACAUGGUUUAAGCGGUCGACUAGUGUUGAUUGACGGUGCUCCUGAAUUAUUAAAAACGAUGUUAGAGCAAUUCCUUCCAGCUACUACAGAAGAAGAACUUCAAAAUAAUGUCCUGCUUUCUAUCAUGGAUAGUAUACAAUCAGUUUCAAACGGAAAGUUACUUUUAGAUCUUGAGAAAUGUACAACCUGGGAAGAAAAAUUAAAUGUUUUCUUUUCACACAUUUCCGACAAAAUGUCGAUUACCGAAACUAGGAAAGCAUUGUAUACAACUAUUUAUAUGAACAUCCUCGCUCUCCGAAAAUACGACUGGUCAUCUUUGGAAUGGAUACGAUCGCCUGUAACACUUCUGAAACCCACGAAACCAUUUGUCAAUAUGACCGAAGAAGAUUAUGGCUUACACAAGAUCACGCGAGACAAGGUGAAUGUACAUUACGUUGAAGGCAACCAUGCAACGAUAUUAGAUAGUGACAAGAUCAUAGCUGCAAUCAAUGGAGAACCGUUGCAAGAUCCUAAAGAAUUUAGAAAACUUUUAACGGAAGAUAGACCGUUCGAAUCCGAAGAGACAGAACGUACAAGAGUCUGAAUUACAGCUUAAAAGGCUGUAAUGUGUUUAAUUUAAAAGAAAAAAAAAUAUGUAUGUACUUUUUACCAAGUUUAAGUU
This is a messenger RNA of Cyphomyrmex costatus, 8095 nucleotides long. RefSeq names its product Fatty acid synthase 3. The coding region runs from base 245 to 8017 and encodes 2590 amino acids. The record is from RefSeq and is a predicted model, not a curated record. NCBI's taxonomy places the organism in Eukaryota, Metazoa, Arthropoda, Insecta, Hymenoptera, Formicidae. Gene Ontology annotation, biological process: fatty acid biosynthetic process. Gene Ontology annotation, molecular function: oxidoreductase activity; 3-oxoacyl-[acyl-carrier-protein] synthase activity; fatty acid synthase activity. The transcript is spliced from 23 exons.